Lactuca virosa is the source of this 810-nucleotide messenger RNA. NCBI's taxonomy places the organism in Eukaryota, Viridiplantae, Streptophyta, Magnoliopsida, Asterales, Asteraceae. The record is from the annotation of a GenBank genome assembly.
AUGCCUCGCCAAGUAUUACGAUCUCCCAUUUUCCAAAACAUCCUUUAUGUUCAAGAAUAUGCUUCUCCCCAAGAUAACUCCUGGAUUAUUCAUAAUUCAAAAUUGGCCUUUAACCACCAGGUGCAUUUAGGUUAUGACGAUGAGAUUCAUCUUCUCUAUCGACUGAUUUUAAUGUCACUAGUAAAUGAGUACGUAAAAGAAGUAAGAAAAAUGGGGUGUAAUAUACUUGAGUUAAUGGCGGAGGGCCUUAAGAUAGAGCCAAAGAAUGUGUUAAGCCGAAUGCUAAGCGAUGAGAAAGCCGACAUAGUCUUUAGGCUUAACCACUAUCCACCAUGCUCUGACUCUAACCCUGACUCAGACCUAGACCUGAACAAUAGGUCCAUGAGCCACGGAAGAACCUCGAUUGGAUUUGGAGAGCACACAGACCCACAACUUAUAUCGAUUGCUAGAUCCAAUGCCACAUCAGGCUUUCAAAUUUAUCUUGAAGAUGGAACUUGGGUCGCAGUCCCACAAGAUGAGACAUCCUAUUUCAUCAACGUUGAUGAUUUGUUAGAGGUAAUGACAAACGGAAGAUUUAAAAGUGUAAGACAUAGGGUGGUUGCAGACAGUUUCAAAUCAAGGGUGUCAAUGAUAUACUUUGGAGGUCCACCAUUGAUGGAGAAGAUCUCGCCAUUGGAUUCACUCAUGGAGCCUGAUGAAGAAAGUUUGUAUAAUGAGUUCACUUGGUUUGAGUAUAAAUCAUGCACCUACAAGACCAGGUUGGCUGAUAAUAGGCUCUCUCGCUUUCACAAACACUCUCAUCCAGUGUAA